UCUUGCAGCCCUGGUGCCUGCUAUCCGGUCUCACCCAUUAAGCGAUACCCAGUCAUCACAUUCCCUUCAAAUAAAAAGUUUGCCCCGUUGAAAUACAGAUCUGAAUAUGUCGAAUAACUCUUGUGUUUUCUCAUGCCCCCUUUGCCAUUUUGUUCCGGCUUAUGGCUUGGAUGGGGCUGUUAUCUAUGUGCUUGACCCCCUGGAGUUUUGCAGGCUGAGUCCAACCAGUCCCGCUCUCUCUAGCCCCCAGCUGUAUAUCCUGAUUGGGAUUAGCGGUCAGACUUCUCAUUUACCACAACCACAAAGGUCCUGAACCCAAUUAAUGGCUAAUAAUUACACUCUAAACUCCUUCACAAUCCAUCCCUGCGUCAUUAGUUGGAGCUCCGGAUAUGAGCGUGAUCCACUAUGAUCCAGCUCUUAACUGGCUUGGUCCGUCUCCCUUCCUCAUUAUGCGGAUUGGGAGGGAGUGAUGAGGGGGACACGUUCGUCUAAGUGAGCUUUUAUAGCUGUGAGUUGUUUGCAAAUAGCAGUAAGGUAACCCGUUGGACAGAAUUUCUAUUACAAGGUAAACUGUCUCCAACAGCGCGGACACUUGGUGAGGUUUUAGAGGAGGGGAGCCGUGCAGUGAGCGAGGAAUAAUGUGAGAAAUGGCGUUAGGGACGCAGAGAUAAUUGGUCUGAUGGAGUUGAGGACAGAUCGCGGCCAAAUGAUGAAUAUAUUCAAACUUUUCCCUGCGUGAUGGUGUCAGAUUGAAGGCUCUGUGCGCAUGUGCGAAGGUGUCCAAACUGACAAUGCCAGGGAGAUAGCGUGUGCGAUUCUCUGAAAUCACGACCAACGCCGACAGACAACAUGAGAUCCAAGGCGAGGGCGAGAAAACUGGCCAAAAGUGACAGUGAGGUGGUAGAUAACAUGUAUGAGACAGAUGCUGAGCCACCAGCUGGGGAGAGUGGUGAAGAGGAAACGGAAGACAGCAUCAUGUCCCCCAUCCCUGUCGGCCCACCAUCUCCACUUCCCCCAAGCAAUGAAUUCACUCCAAAGGAAGGGUCCCCAUAUGAAGCCCCUGUCUACAUUCCUGAAGACAUUCCAAUCCCACCUGACUUCGAGCUGAGAGAGUCUUCAGUCCCUGGAGCAGGAUUAGGGAUUUGGGCCAAGAAGAAGAAUGAAGUAGGAGAGAGAUUCGGUCCCUAUGCUGGGAUUCAAAGGGUGACACUGAAGGAUCCGAACUUCGGAUGGGAGAUUGUUGACGAGCUGGGGAAUGUAAAAUUCUGCAUUGAUGCAAGUCAGGCUGGAAGUGGGAACUGGCUCAAGUACAUCCGAUCGGCACGUUCCUAUAACCAACAAAAUUUAAUAGCAUGUCAGAUUAAUGAUCAGAUUUACUAUAAAGUAAUUAAAGAGGUUAAAUCGGGUGAAGAGCUGCUGGUUUUUAUGAAGGACGGCGUCUAUCCUGAUGGGACAAUGCCACCAAACCUUGAUGACGAACAGCGAUACCGAUGUGGAGACUGCGACGAGCUCUUCCGCUCGAAAGUGGCAUUGCGGCGGCACCAGGCCUAUGCCUGCAACAACGUUAAUGCCAUCUUCACCACCAUCAACGAAGAGUUCAAGCAGAGCCAGCUGGGUGACGGGCCACUUCACGAGUGUAAAGACUGCGACCGGAUAUUCCCCAACGAGUACAGCCUGGAACAACACAUGAUCAUUCACAGUGAGGAACGCGAGUAUAAGUGUGACCAAUGUCCGAAAGCCUUCAACUGGAAAUCCAAUCUGAUUCGCCAUCAAAUGUCACAUGAUAGUGGCAAACGCUUUGAAUGUGAAAAUUGUGAUAAGGUAAGGUUGAAGGUCUUCACUGAUCCAAGCAAUCUCCAGCGACAUAUCAGGUCUCAGCAUGUGGGAGCCCGGGCACACGCUUGCCCUGACUGUGGAAAAACCUUUGCCACCUCGUCUGGAUUAAAGCAGCACAAGCACAUACACAGCAGCAUUAAGCCUUUCACCUAUAGGAGGCAGGGACAAGCAUGGACACAGAGUGAUGGUGAGGUUUGUCACAAAUCGUACACCCAAUUCUCCAACCUUUGUCGACAUAAACGGAUGCAUGCCGACUGCCGGACGCAAAUAAAGUGUAAAGACUGCGGCCAGAUGUUCAGCACAACCUCUUCAUUGAACAAGCACCGCAGGUUCUGUGAGGGCAAGAACCAUUACAAUCCCAGUUCUAUGUUUCCACAAGGUCUGCCACUUACUCCCAGUGCCAUGCUGGACAAAUCGAAACCUACAUCCACCCUUAACCAUACUUCACUAGGAUUCAAUGAUUACUUCCCUUCACGCCCACACCCUACGGGAUUGCCUUUCUCACCACCUGCUGCAUUUCCUUCCCUUGCUCCAGGUUUCCCUGGCCUUUUCCCCCAUUCCUUGUAUCCCAGGCCCCCUCUAUUGCCGAGCAACCCGUUGUUGAAAGGCUGCUUAAAUCAUGAUAUGGAUGGAACAGUCCAAAGCCCCAUGGGGACUCCCUCUGUGUCGCAAGCAUCUUCCCUCGUGUCGACGUUCAACGACAGAGUUGGUCCUUUAGAAGAAAAAUCCAACAUACGACCUGAAAACUGCUACACUGAGAAAAGCAAAGGUAAAAACAGUGACUUAUCAGAAGGUAGUGACUUUGAAGAUGUGAAUACAACAAGUGGGACUGACCUGGACACAACCACGGGCACUGGGUCUGAUUUGGACAGUGAUGUGGAGAGUGAUCGAGAUAAAAAGAAGGAAAAGACCAACCUGACGGCCAAAGCGGCUGACAAAGUCUCCACCAACUCAACCAAUGAAAUUAAUGAGCGAACCUAUCUUCCAUCCCAACAUUCCUUCUUUCCUCCUCCAGAUGAGCAGAACCUACCGACUAGCGCUGCUAAUGAUUCCAUUAAAGCUAUUGCCUCAAUCGCGGAGAAGUACUUUGGCACUGGGUUCAUGGGAAUGCAAGAGAAGAAAAUGGGGUCGCUUCCAUACCACUCAAUGUUUCCAUUCCAGCUCCUCCCAAACAUCCCACAUUCCAUAUACCCUUUCACGGACCGAAACCUCAAUCCCAACCUCUUAGUGAAGAAUGAGCCAAAGUCACCCAGGGAGCAUCAGAAAAGUGGGAGCGCCAGCUCCGAGUCACCCUUUGACCUCACCACGAAACGGAAAGAAGCGAAGCCCCAUCCAACAUCCAAGCUCAUGGCAUCUGCCCUUCCUGGAGAGGAGCAGCCUCUGGACCUGAGCAUAAGCAGUCGCAGCCGGGUCAGUCAGAAUGGCCCUGGGGAGCCCCGAAAGAACCAUGUGUUUGGUGACCGCAAAAUGACGAUCAGCGAUGAGAUGCCCAAGAUGUCACACCAGCAACCCUUUCAUUACGCAAAGCCAUCACCUUUCUUCAUGGAUCCUAUUUACAGCUGGAACCACCUGCAUUACACAGCCAGGGUGGAGAAAAGGAAAAUGAUGGAUCCCCUGAACUCACUGAAGGAAAAGUAUCUGCGCCCGAACCCACUUCUGUUCCACCCUCAGAUGGCUGCUAUGGAAACCAUGACAGAAAAGCUAGAAAGUUUUGGCACACUGAAACUGGACACCAUGGGCACUCUACAACCCCCUCCUCAUCACUCAUUCAACUUCCGAUCACCACCAUCCACACUGUCUGAUGCCAUCCUCCGCAAAGGAAAGGAGCGUUACACAUGCAGGUACUGUGGGAAGAUUUUUCCAAGAUCAGCAAAUCUUACUCGGCAUCUCAGAACGCACACAGGAGAACAGCCGUAUAGGUGUAAAUACUGUGACAGGUCGUUCAGCAUCUCUUCAAACCUGCAAAGGCACGUCCGCAACAUCCAUAACAAAGAGAAGCCGUUCAAAUGUCAUUUGUGUAACCGUUGCUUUGGGCAGCAAACCAACCUUGAUCGCCACCUCAAGAAACACGAGAAUGAGAGUAUUCCAGUGAGCCAACAUUCUGGGGUUUCAUCCAACCACCUGGGCACCACCGCUUCUUCACCGAACUCCGAGCUAGACAAUACUGCACUUUUGGAGGAAAAGGAGGAGUCAUACUUCUCCGAAAUCCGGAAUUUCAUUGGAAACAAUGACCUCAGCCAGGCGUCCAGUUCAGCUGACAAAAGGCAUGAGGCACAAAGUGGCCACCAAGAGCCAGAUCACCCACUGACCAAUCAGAAAGCAGAAGAGGCAGAUGACGAGGACGAUGAGGAGGAACUUGAGGAAGACGAUGAAGAGGAGGAUGAGAGCAUGACAGAAAAAUCCCAGGAUGACCCUGUUUCACCGAAGACUGAUGCCAGAGUCCAGUAUAGAGAAAAUGAAGAGGAACAUCAUGCCCCACUCACCCUGGGUUAUGAGCAGGCUCACAGGUGUAUUGCUGAGGAUGAAGCUGGCCUGCUGGCCUUGGACCAGAUAGCGAAUUUCACAAAGGGGCUGGACCUACGUAAGGCAGCAGAGGAGCAGUACGAGGUGAAAGAGGCCGCAGUCUUUAAUUCCACCUUAGACUCCGAAGCAAUAAAAGAGACACUGUACAGGCAGGCUAAAACUCAGACUUAUGCCAUGAUGCUUUCAUUCUCUGAGAAUGCUUCCCUCCAUCCAUCGUCCCAGAACUCUCUGGAUGCUUGGCUGAACAUAGCAGGAGCUACACCGGAGUCGGGAACCUUUCAUCAAAUCAACCACGUGUGAGAGAGAGAGAGAGAGAGAGAGACAGAGAGAUAGAGAGCUCCAGCAAAGCGAGAUGUGGGCCUGACGUAGCUGGGCAGGGCGGGGCUGUUGUGGGGUAGGGGGCUGUGGAUGCUGGCAUCAAAAAGGUGUGGCUGCUGAAAGCUCAGAUACCUCCAUCUCCCCUCCCCCCUCCCCACCUCCCCCUUCAGCUGACCUCAAGAGGCCUUACACACUUUCAUUCCUUCGGUCGAAACUGAAUGAUGUUGCCGACCUUAAAUUCCCGAAGAUAUUUAUUCCUGUUAUAUAAUUUUUUUGCACAAAUAUAUAGUUGGGGCUGCAGCUUAAAAUAAAGAAGUUAAGAAUAUUAAUACACAGGGGCCAGUCAAGCUAUGGGAAGAAAGAGAUUCGUCCCUUGAUAAAGGUAUCCUGCUUGUUCAUCUAUAUCCCAUCUUACUUUGCAUCAUUGUAUUCUAUUCUAAUUUAAAUUAUUUGUAGAAAUAAGCAGGGGAGUCAAUUCUGCAAUAAUGAACAUGUAAAUAAAAAAGCCUGCAUUCUCUCAACCUUCCUUCCCCCAACCUCAUUCGAAAUCUCUCUCCUAGGCAUUAUUUCCCUUCUAUAACAAACAGUAUUGUGUCUUGAACUCUUAGCUGUCACGAGAGUGAUUUAAAAAUAUUAAUAUAAUUACCUAGAGAAGGACCAAACUUUGUGUAAUGAUGUUGUAUAAUAACUGUUAAAUAGAGAGUUGCUUGUGCCAAACAUGGUAGGUUGUCCUUCUAGCUGCAGAUUCCCAGACAAUCAAAUUGGUUUUUUUUUUGUUUAUUCUAUUUAGUCAUAGGCUUUAUUGAAUUUCUUCCUGUCCAUUAGUGUUUAUGUCCUUGCUAUUUAUUCUUUAGACAAUUUCCUUGCAGAUGCCCCGCUUGUAACAAAAAAAACCUCCAAAAAUGUGAAUUAUAUUUCUUUUCUUUUUAAUGUAAGCAUUUUUGUGUGGCAUGCGAUGUGAAAGUGCCAAACAUUUGAGAUGGGAGUUUGGUGGGGGUCGAUUUUUUUUUGAACUCAGUAUUUUAUUUAAAAGAUCUGAUCCUGUUGUUAGAUUUAAUUCUUUCCAAGGAAACAAAUGAGAAGAACGAGAGGAGAAUAGGCCUCGGCUGUUGUAGUUUCCAUGGCAACUAAUUAUCAAGAAAAAAAUUAAAAGAAUAAAGAGACCUUUUGCUUUGAAAAAGCUCCUGUAAAUACUUGUGUAAAAGCCAGCAAUUUCUUUUGUCCCCUGAAGUGACUCAAGUUGGUGCUGAAUGAUUCACUGAUUCCUCUCAGCAACUGUGGACUCAGGUAAUCAGGAAGGAUACCGGUUCCAUGCAAUUAUUACUUUGCACGAUUGUCGGCAUGUCCCUAGGUUUUUUUCCAUUUAUGUUGUAAUGAACCAAGCCAGCAGUGUAAAUGUACAAAAAUAACCCCUCAAAAAACUGUUUAUCUUUUGCUGUUUUAAGCAGCCAGUUAAUUUGAUAAAUUCUGUAGCUGUGACAUUCCAUAUUUUUCUGUUGUACGUGUUGCCAUUGUUCCCUCUUUCCAAAAUGGUUUCACACACACUCUACCUUUUCUUUAAGCGACCGAGCAACAAUCUGACAUGGGCCAACCGGAUCCUGCAGCCUGCCUUCUCAAGACAAUCUUGCUUUCUAAUAACUUUCCAAGCAGUUUGAUGGUGCCUUCAUGCAUGUGCUGGGCAAUAUUUCUUAUUAAGCUGUCCCAGUUCAAGGUGAGGUACAAAUCUGAUGUUUCUUUUAAGAAUCCAUUUUUCACUUCAUUGAAAAACACCUAGUUGGAGGUCAUGAGCAAUACUCUGUAAUAACGAGGCAAUUUUAUGCCUACAGUCUCAUCCUAUAGCUUUUCCUUUGAUACAAUGCGUGUUAAUAAAUACCACUUAACUAUAUUUACUUUUCACCUUUCCUUGGCUAUGAAAUAUCCAGCCCCUUCCCUGGAGAGCUGUUCAGCAGAUUAAGACAGUUGUCUUAUACAGCUAUUCAACUAUUUGGUGAGAAUAGACAAUCAUUGAAUUGCAACCAUGUCACUGAGUGGAAUUAGGUUAACUGAUGGUGGAAUGGUCCUUGUCAGUGUUUAAAAUACAUGGAACAAAAUAGCAGGUCACCCUGUUCAAUUUGAAGCCAAUCUUCAGCUGCAUGAUCUUGAUUAAUUUCAGAUUCCCUUAUGAAAAUAACUCUGCCCAAUGACCGGAACAAGAAUUUUGAAGGUAUUGACACUUGCCAAGUAAUAUACUGUGGACAUUGUUUGCCCACAGCUAUGUCUCCCAAAUGGUCAUUCUUCUCUGUCAAGCCUAGACAAUGAAAAUCUUUGAAGAGAAGUCUGUAGCUGAUUCUGUCCCAUACAUGUCACAUCUAUACACAAGCACUUUGAAGCAUUUGGGUGGGAAUCAGGAGGAGCAUCUUGGUCCCUCUCAGAAGGCCAGGAAUAUGGUGAUCAUUUUUGUUGUUGUUGUAAACUAACUUCUUAAUUAACCUGAAGCCAAGGUGGGCAAGUGGGAAAGCUCACCUAUGAGAUUUACCAACAUGUUUUCAUUUAGAUAAGAGCACUUUUAUAAUUUUAGAAAGACAAAGGACAAACAGACCCUCCCAAAAGGAUCUGGUUUUCCAGAAACUCUCUGAGGUUCAUGAUGCAUCACAUUGCAUUGAGUUGUUAGGUUUCCACAGGCCUUGUCCACUAUUCCACACUUAGCCUGCUCACAGCUUGACUGCUCACUUUCACUUCUAUUCAUACAUUUUCACUCUCCUUCCUUAUCUCAACUUCAUUCCUUAUCUUCCCCUUUUAACUUUGUCCUAACCUCUUCACCCUCUUUCCACAUCCAAAUUAUUUUUCCCAAACUCCAUUCCUUACCCCAACAUUCAUUCACAACUCUUCACUCCCAUUCCUCACCUUCACCAUCAUCUUUAGCGAGCUUGCUUCCUCUAAUCACAAUUAUAGACAAUAGGUGCAGGAGUAGGCCAAUCUGCCCUUUGGGCCUGCACCACCAUUCAUUAUGAUCAUGGCUGAUCAUCCUCAAUCAGUAUCCUGUUCCUGCCUUAUCCCCAUAACCCUUGAUUACUUGAAAUAAAAAGCCAUACUUUGAGGUCUUGCUACAGUCUUAUCUGAUCAAAAUAUCCUGUUCCAGAAAUAGUAGCUACUCCUUGAUCUCUAAAAUUUUAAAGAAAUGUUUCAGACCAAACCAUUGUCAGAUCUUUUUGGCUACUUUUGAUCAUUGAAAAAAAGCAUCCUAUCGGGAUGCAUCACAGUGUGGUUUGGCAACUGUUCUUCACAAGACCGAAGGAAACUGAAGAGAGUUGUGAACACAGCCCAGUCCAUCAUGCAAACCAGCCUCCCAUCCACUGACUUCACCUCUACUUCCUGCUGCCUAGGGAAAUCAACCAAUAUCAUCCAAAACCCUUCCCACCCUCGUUAUACUCUCUUCCAACCUCUUCCCUCAGGCAGAAGAUCUAAAAUUUUGCAUGCACAUGCAAAUAGAUUCAAGAACAGCUUCUUCCCCACUGUUAUCAGACUUCUGAAUAGACCUCUUUAAUGUUAAUGUUGAUCUCUCUCUACACCUUCUCAGCAGCUGUACCCUGCACUCUGCUCUGUUACCCUGAUGCACUUGUACAGUACGAUCUGUCUGUGAAGCACACAAGACAACACAUUCCACUGUACCUCGGUACACAUGAUGGUAACAAAUCAAAUCAAAAUUGGAGGCUGCUGGUCAGCCAGUCGGGCUUUUGCAUUUAUCACACCGCCUGCCCCAUUUAGUAAUUCUCGUGGAAGGCAACUAGCACUUAGAAUGUGAGUCAGCACAUUUCAGACAACAUGCACAGGCCCAACAUUCCACUGCAACUUACCUCAUAAACAAAUCAUUCCUAUGACACUCAGGCUGAUUCUUUUCUUACACUGGAGUGAUGGAGCAUAGGGAAGAUGUACCAAGGAUCCUUUAAUAUGUCAUCCACUGUGAAUAGGAUUAGAGAUCUUUAAGGCAGAGGGGGAUGUGGUAUUUGCUCACUGUCAGGCAAAUACAGUUUUGCUUCACAACACUACUAAGGUUUCCGUGGGGAAUCAGCCCUGGACUUUACAUACCAAGGAAGACUGUAGCUCUUGCUUAGCACAAGGAAGAAUGGUCUAUUCUCUCACUUGAAAGAGGGUGACCAAUGAUAAAUAGCCUUAAAGAAGAAAGGCCAAAUCUCACACAUACCAAUGACUACCAGGCAUAACAGGCUGGUGUUUGAUAAAUACCAGAAAUACACCAGCAAUGAUAAUAACACUUGAAAACUGUUUUUCCAGUGAUUCACAGCACUGGUUACAUUUUGAUCUAUUGAGGGUGCAGUUGGCCUUUGGUGAAAGUGGGAAUUAGACAUCAGCGAGUUCAUGUUGUCAAGGCGUAACAGUAAUAUCACCAUCAUCCCAGAAGGCUGCUCCCUCAUUAGAGUUAGACAACUGAUGGUAGUUUAACCCGAGAGUCACCACAUUGCACGCAAGGGUUAGGGUUGAGAACGGUGGGAUCUUUAUGGUAACCUCAACUGGUACAGAAAUUGAACCCAUGCUUUUGGUGUCACUCUGCACUGGAAAGCAGCCAUUCAACCAACUGAGCUAACCAACCCCCAUUUUCACAGCAUGUUGUACACUGCACCUGACUUCUAUUUACAUUGUCAAAGUCCAAUUUCACUCUCACCAGUUUGUUUUCACACUUGCAGGUAGAGUGCCUUGUGCAUUUCAAGGUAAUAUGCAGUUAGCUUCUAUCUGCCAGUUGCAGGCUGGCUUCCUUUGCUCUUAUGUUAAUAUUAGUGUCCUUAAAUUUGGACUGUGGACCCUGGAAGGUAAUUGUCUUACCUGCAAGGUCUGCUAUUAGCAGGCAAUAUGUGUAUAUAGCACUUCGAGUUUAUUUUGACCUAUAAGUAAGUGUUAGUCAAUAGAUGCAUCCAGCCUGAUGACUAAAAGGAGUUCCAUUGAUUUUGGGCAGCUAGGCCUUUGUUAGUCUUGCAAAUUUUUAACAAUGGUGUGAUCUCAUGUUGGAAUCAUUCUCAUUUUGAUUCUUGAUGUGUUGCUUAAAAGUUUCACUUUUUAUAAAAUGGUUUCCAAUGUAAACCCCAAGGAGGACAGUUGGCACAAAUGCACUAAGGAAAGAUUAGAAAACUUUCCAUGAAAAUUCCACUGCUCCUAGAGUCAGGCAUGUGUCAAUCCCAGCACGAUGCACUUGCAAAUUCCUUGCACUGAUGGCUGCAUUAGGAAAUGCCCAGUGAUCAAUAGGCAAAUCUAUUGCCAUGGAAGCUUCAGGUAUUCCUCUACUCAUCCAUCAAGUUGACCUUUGCCAUUCAUAUGGGAAGAAUUCUAAUAAACACAUUGUCUGGAGGAAUCAUAAAUGCAGUAUAGUUAAGAUUUCAUGACACCCGGUGCACUAAGGAUAUCUUCCCUGGCAUGGAUGACCCCUGGUAACUCAUAUUCAGAGUGAGACAGGCUCAGUGAUGUAUCUCACUGACAUCCUUGAAUUCUUUCCCAACUUUCCACUGUAACUUUAGAGUGGCUGCGAGAUGGGAAUGGAGGAGGACUGAAGGUGGUCUUAUCGGUAAUUUGACUAAAAUAAGAUAUGUACUACUGUUCUAUUUCAGGGUCAAAGUUGGAAAGCAGUCCCCUAAACACGAGAAGCAGACACAAGUUCUGCUGUUCACUAUUAGGUCACGUGAUUUACAAAUGUAUUAUUUCUUCGCUUUGAUCAUUUGAGCCCUGGUAGGUUCAACAUGAAGGAAAUAAAAAAGCUAAGCUGUCUCCUCCCCAACCCAUUCAUUCCUCCCCAGAUAUGCCUCAAUCUCUAUUUAUGUCCUAGCUUUAUCCUUACAUGUCCCAACAAAUCAUUGCGUGUUUUUUUUUUUAUUUCUAUACAUUUUAAACUGUGUAGUGUUUAAAAAAAUAGUCAUUGUAAGUGGUUAGAUUUCAUUAACCAGAAAAUGUUUAAGGAUUACAAUGAUGGUGCUUGUUUCCUUUCUGUUUGGGUUGUAUAUUGCUUACAAUAAGUUUUAAAAAAAUCGUCUUCAACAAAAAAAUGGAAAAAAAUUGGCUGUGCAUGGCUUGUGUUUAGCUGUUGGUGUGUUUCUUGUGAUGAAAAUACUGUAGGGAUGCACUUACUUGUAUAUGUUGUUAGGCAUUGUCCAAAGUUAGGAGUCUUUAACUGCCCAUACACAGCAGGGCGUUUUGUUAAUAAGCUGAAUAGUUUAACACAAAAUAAAACAUACACAUAUAUACAUACAUACACACACACACAUGUAUACACACACACACACAAAUCAUUGCUUGUGGGAGAGACAAGAGUAUAGGAAAAUGAAAGUGAGUGAUUCACAGAGAAAAUAAAUCCAUUCAUUUUGAUGCUUGUGAUACAGUUAUUACCUGGAGAAAUGAAAAAAAAAUCCAACCUGAUUCCUAUGUUUAUGAUGUAGAGUAGGAAUGUAUACCAAAUGUAAUCUUUCAAAAUGCUACAAUGAAUUUAUACACAAGAUUGAUAUGCAAUAAACCUGUGUGCUUUUUAUAUUAAAA
Molecule: messenger RNA, 11187 nt
Organism: Chiloscyllium plagiosum (whitespotted bambooshark)
Lineage: Eukaryota; Metazoa; Chordata; Chondrichthyes; Orectolobiformes; Hemiscylliidae
Source: RefSeq, a predicted model, not a curated record